Messenger RNA from Trypanosoma theileri, 696 nucleotides. RefSeq lists its product as uncharacterized. The transcript has a single exon. Lineage: Eukaryota; Euglenozoa; Kinetoplastea; Trypanosomatida; Trypanosomatidae. The coding region runs from base 1 to 696 and encodes 231 amino acids. The record is from RefSeq and is a predicted model, not a curated record.
AUGUUUUUAGGUGAAGAUGAUGAUCUACCUGAACCCACUCCCUAUGACACUAGAUUUUCGCAAGAGGCACGUUUACUGCGAUUAGAGAAGGAGAUGGCCUUGUUGAAGAAGCAGUGGUGUGGGUGUCGAGGUGGACCGUCGCAAUCCCUGGAGCGAUACAGUGAUGUUAACCCCACAGAAAUAUCUGAAAAAAAGGUAGAGAGAUCGUGUUCUCCUGAUUCUGGUCUUGGUACGUCAUUGGAGUGUCGUAGCGAUAAUGGGCAAGUGGAUAAAGUGCAGUACGAACUACGACAAAUCGUUCCACAUCUCUCACCAGAAUUUAUUUGUUCUGAACGUGAUGCAGUGUUGCUUCUUUCUGUUAUACGCUCUGGUUCUACAUCAAGGGGAACAGAAUCGUGGGGGGAACGCGUUGCAGUAUUAGAGUCUGAGCGACGCACACUACAGAACAAACUUGAUAGAAAACAUCAGGAGUGUGAAGAGCUUAAAGAUGCUGUGGCAGACCUGAAGCAGAAACUUCGAUCGACGCAGCAGCAAGCACAGGCGUCAUCUUCCUUGUUGUCACAGAAGCGCGAGGAGGUACGCAAACAGCUUCUUCUUGAGGAGUCAAGAACGCAGAAACUUCAGGUGCGUAACGGAAAACUGGAGAUGGAGAUUGAUCGACUGAAAGACAUGUUGCAUUCUCAUAUGCGAAAGUAG